Messenger RNA from Protopolystoma xenopodis, 358 nucleotides. NCBI's taxonomy places the organism in Eukaryota, Metazoa, Platyhelminthes, Monogenea, Polystomatidea, Polystomatidae. The record is from the annotation of a GenBank genome assembly.
CUGGUUGGCUGGCUGGUUGACUUGUUGGCGGGCUGGUUGGUUGGCUGGCUGGUUGGGAGGAUUGCUGGUUAACUGGAUUGUUGGCUGUCUGGCUGACUGGCUAUUUGGUUGGCUAACUGCUUGUUUGGCUGGAUUGUUGUUGGUUGACUGGCUGGUUGGCAGGAUUGUUGGUUGUUUGGAUUGUUGGCUGGCUGGUUGGUUGGGUAACUGGUUGGUUAACUGGAUUGUUGGCUGGCUUCUUGGUUGGCUGGCUGGCUGGCUUGUUGGCUGGCUGAUGGAUAGUUGGGUGAUUAAGUGGCUGGAUGGAGAAGUGGAUGCAUAUCUGACUGAAGGAAAGAAUAGACUGCACAAUGAUUGA